Messenger RNA from Bacillus rossius redtenbacheri, 2307 nucleotides. Its product is annotated as collagen alpha-1(I) chain-like. Lineage: Eukaryota; Metazoa; Arthropoda; Insecta; Phasmatodea; Bacillidae. The transcript has 8 exons. The record is from RefSeq and is a predicted model, not a curated record. Bases 1 to 2307 code for a protein of 768 amino acids.
AUGCACGGAGGGUUGCAGUGGCUCGAAGGGGAGGAAAAGAAGGGAAGUUCUCGGGAGGGGCCCCAGCGACGAGUGCAGACGGGACCACCCGGCCACACGGCCACGGCCACUGCUGAGGGCAAACAAGCGGCGUGGGACGACCCCCGCCGGAGAGCAUAUGUAACCAUCGCGCCGCGCAGCGCCUGUGAUCAGUCACUGGAGCGCUCCGUAGCGUCCGCGCCCUCGGCCGCGAAGCAUCAGAAGCACUGCAAGUGGACCCGGCGGGCCAGCGCGUGCGCGGAGGAGCCGGUUGGCUGCGACACGGACUGUACCGCCCCCCUCGGGGCGUGGGCGGGGCCAGGCGACGGACCACCCAGGCGCGCACGGCACCUGCACGUGACGUCGAGACGUCCUGCGGCGCCGGGAGGGGCGGAUGGCGAUGUGAUGAAUCGGCGGCGGCGGUCGCGGCGGUCGGAGGUAAGCCCUGCCCGCGACGGGGGCCGGCGGCGGGCAAAUUGCGCGCCACUUGAUCCCCCGCCGGGCGGCGCGGACUCCUCAGAGGCCGGGGAGAGUUUAUUAAGGAGGCCGCGUGAGGCGCUGCAGUCCAUAACUCCGCGCGGGAAGGAGACAGAGGCUCCCCACUCCCCCCUCCACACCUCGGCCCCCGGGCGCUCCGGCCAGAUGCAGGCAAUGUUCCGUCGGAGGGCGGGGUGUUGUGGCGUGGAGGCUCACUUCUUGUUCGUGACCUGUGGGGCGCGGAAUGGGUUCCUGAUGCGGCAAGUUGGGUCGACGGCGACGGACAGCAGGUGUCCGGCAGUGCCGUCCGGAGUUGACCUCCGAGAGGGGCGUGGCUUCCCGCGCGUGCUCGGCCAAUCACGGCGAGGCACCAGCGACCAGGCACCAGCGAACAGGCACCAGUGGCCAGGCACCAGCGACCAGGCACCAGCGACCAGGCACCAGCGGCCAGGCACCAGGCACCAGCGACCAGGCACCAGCGACCAGGCACCAGGCACCAGCGACCAGGCACCAGCGACCAGGCACCAGCGACCAGGCACCAGCGACAAGGCACCAUCGACCAGGCACCAGCGGUCAUGCACCAGCGACCAGGCACCAGCGUCCAGGCACCAACGACCAGGCACCAGCGGCCAGGCACCAGCGACCAGGCACCAGCGACCAGGCACCAGCGACCAGGCACCAGCGGCCAGGCACCAGCGACCAGGCACCAGCGGCCAGGCACCAGAGACCAGGCACCAGCGACGAGGCACCAGCGACCAGGCACCAGCGACCAGGCACCAGCGACCAGGCACCAGCGACCAGCGGCCAGGCACCAGCGGCCAGGCACCAGCGGCCAGGCACCAGCGGCCAGGCACCAGCGGCCAGGCACAUGCGACCAGGCACCAGCGACCAGGCACCAGCGACCAGGCACCAGCGACCAGGCACGUGCGGCCAGGCACGUGCGACCAGGCACCAGCGACCAGGCACCAGCGACCAGGCACCAGCGACCAGGCACCAGAGACCAGGCACCAGCGGCCUGGCACCAGCGGCCUGGCACCAGCGGCCUGGCACCAGCGGCCAGGCACCAGCGGCCAGGCACAUGCGACCAGGCACCAGCGACCAGGCACCAGCGACCAGGCACCAGCGACCAGGCACCAGAGACCAGGCACCAGCGGCCUGGCACCGGCCGGCCAGCCCGCGGAUUCCGAGGCGGAGCGCGUCUCCCCGCCCCAGAUGAGACACCUGCGCGCGGCACGUGUCGGGUCCACGUGGCCGUCGAACAGACCUGCACCUGGGGCCCCGCCCCGGCCAUCUGCUCCCUCUCCUCACCCCCUGAAGGCUGGAGGCCGGGGAAUACCAAGCAGGCGGACGUCGGCGGACGAGGCCUGUCCGUCCUCUUCUCCAGCCGAAGCGAAGACCUUCCAGACAUGUCAUCGGGCCAUCUUGGCCUUCAUGACUUAUCCGGACCCGGUACCAGCAGUUGCGCCCUUUAAGGGUGUAAUCCGGGUGGUCGCUGGUGAGGCCGACAGUCCAGAUCUUGUUGAGGACAAGGACCCGGACUGGCGGCAGACGUGGACACGAGGCGCCGAGGUCGGGUCCACACGAGCGGGCGCGAGGACUCCUGUCUUCCAGGGACUGCGUGAGCCUGGUCCAAGGAGGGGGCAGGUCGGAAGGAACUCCCGCGGCGGGGAGCAGUUCCUCAUCACGAUCUGUCGCCAGCAGGACUCUCUCUCCCCUCCGGUGAUCGGUAGCACCCCCGAGGGGGGAGUGAGGUGGAGAGGGGGGCAAGAAGGGGGCUGGUCUGCAGCGCCAAGGGUGCCGAAGAUACGAUAA